AUGGCAACCCGAAUGCGGGGCUCAGUAUCCCCAUCUGUGCGCAUCCUCCUCCUCCGCCCAACCGCUGUCACAACUCGCAUGCCCGCUCAGACACCAUGGCGCAGACUAGCAAGCAAUAACUCAAAGAAGUCCGGAACCUCUCCCAACUGGAUUGUCAACUCACUCGGAGUAGCAGUUGCCGGAGCUGCAGCAUAUUUUGGGUAUUCAUACGUGAAUGGCGACUUCAAGGGCGCAUGGAUCGAGAGUCAGACUGCGCCAGAGAAGCAGGUGAUCAAUGUCAAUGACCUUCGGGCUCAGUUUAUCCAGGAAAAACGAAGCUUGAAGAGUCCGGCUGUCUACACCUGGGGCUCAAACAUCUACAAAGUGGUGGACCCAGGAUCGAAGGAUACUGAUAUUAAAACUCCUCGUCGUUUCAAGUACUUUAACGGCCAGGUCCUGCGUGAUUUCAAAGUGGACGAAAAGUCCGGCGCGGCGAUCACUGAAGGUGGCGAUCUCAUCCAGUGGGGCAAGGGAUUCUCGGAGACAGAGUAUAAGCCAAGCAAAACCUUGACCGGCAAGAACCUGAGAUCGCUUGCGCUUUCGGAGAAUUGCAUUAUAGCUCUAUCCUCAGAUGGCAGCGUGUUCUCUCUUCCCAUCUCCAAGGAAGAGCAGAUCACUGGCCCAAAGCCACGGGAGAGCUCCUGGGUGCCCUUCAUGGGAAGCCGGUCUGGGUUGAGCUAUCGCAAGCUGAACCCGACUUUGGGACUCGGUGAAAAGGUUACGUCCAUCUCAGCCGGCCAGGAGCAUGUCGUUCUUUUGACCAGCUCUGGUCGUGUCUUUACAGCCGUCGCGUCUACCGAACACUAUCCUUCACUUGGUCAGCUCGGUGUCCCCGGGCUGACUUGGACUACCCGCCCCAAGGGCCCGGUCGAUGUAUGCCAUGAAUUAACGGCUUUCAUCGGCUCUAAAGUUACGCAGAUAAGCACCGGUGACUAUCACUCGCUUGCGCUGACUAAGGAUGGACGCGUGUUUGCCUGGGGUGACAACUCUUUUGGCCAACUGGGUGUGGAUUAUGAGCCCGAGUUGCCCUACAAAGACGCGCCCGUCGCCCUUCCUUUGCACAAACUAUAUCGCCGAGGCUUAUUCACAUUACAAGCAACCAGCAUCGCGGCUGGUGGAGCUGGCAGCUUCUUCACUGUCGACGCAAAGCGAACUCUGGGUCCCGAGGAAGAACCUAAGGCAGUCCGUGAUUUGGGCAACGUGACUGCCGAUACUUGGUCUUGUGGUAGGGGCAUUUGGGGCACCUUGGGCACGGGCAGGUGGGUUCACCUUCAAGACUCGCCUUCCAAGGUGAAGGACUUGAGUGGACUGGCUGAAUAUGACGAAACCAAAAACCAAAUGUCACCAAUUCGCCUUCGCAACAUGUCCGUCGGCACAACUCACGUUGCUGCUGUGAUGGACAAUAAGACGACCGUCAGCUCGAAGCCUACAGAUUCCCUUGACAAGUCGCACGACUUUGGCCUUGACGUGCUCUUCUGGGGAGGCAAUGAGCAUUUCCAACUGGGUACUGGAAAGCGAACCAAUCUGCCUAAGCCAAGCUACAUCAAGGCACCCUCCGAGGCUUCGAAGAAGGAUGAGCCAGAAGCACGGUUGCAAAUCAUGCCUCCGCACAAGGGCAAGGUUGGUAAGCGCUCAGUAAAAAUGGAACAACGAGUUGAAUGUGGGCGUCAUGUUUCCGCGAUUUACUCGGCGACUGUCUGA
Penicillium subrubescens is the source of this 1740-nucleotide messenger RNA. Its product is annotated as RCC1 domain-containing protein. The record is from RefSeq and is a predicted model, not a curated record. Gene Ontology annotation, cellular component: mitochondrial inner membrane. The coding region runs from base 1 to 1740 and encodes 579 amino acids. Lineage: Eukaryota; Fungi; Ascomycota; Eurotiomycetes; Eurotiales; Aspergillaceae. Gene Ontology annotation, biological process: mitochondrial respiratory chain complex III assembly. The transcript has a single exon.